GACCUAUCUUCAUUGUUCUGAGAUCUCAUCACAGGCUGGUUUCCUCUGAACUUUCACAUCCAAGAACCUAUCUACUGAAACAGGGACUUGUGAGAACUGGAUCAUAAGAUGGUCAAAGUGGAAAGAUUUCAAAGCAACAACUGCAAGGAGUGUCAUGUAACAGCUUGGAAUUUUCACCUGAAAACAGAAGAUGGCUUCAAGAGGAGCAACAGAGACGAGUAAGCUCAAACAGAACUUGGAAGAGCAGUUGGAUAGGUUAAUGCAGCAGCUUCAAGAUCUGGAGGAAUGUAGAGAGGAGCUGGAUGCAGAUGAGUAUGAAGAGACCAAAAAAGAAACUUUGGAACAGCUGAGUGAGAUCAAUGACUCCCUGAAGAAGAUUAUGUCUGGAGAUAUGACUUUGGUGGAUGAGCUCAGUGGGAUGCAACUGGCUAUACAGGCAGCCAUCAGCCAAGCAUUUAAAACUCCAGAAGUAAUUAGAAUGUUUGCAAAGAAGCAACCAAGGCAAUUGAGGACAAGGUUGGCAGAGAUGGACAGGGAUUUAAUGGUUGGAAAGUUGGGACGAGACCUGUACACACAGCAGAAAGUGGAAAUCCUGACUGCUCUCAGAAAGCUUGGUGAGAAGCUCACUCCAGAUGACGAGACAUUCUUGUCAGCAAAUGCUGGUGCAGCCCUGAGCCAGUUUGAGAAAGUCUCCACUGACCUUGGAUCAGGAGACAAAGUCUUUGCUCUAGCAAGUUUUGAAGUAGAAAAGGCGAAACAAUGAAGAGGUGCGUGAGGCUUGUGUCUCUCCAGUUAUCAUCAGCAUUGGACUUCUGUCAUAUUGCAUUUGGUUUUUCUAUUUCUAACAUGUUGAAAAGAAAAGCAAAACAAAACCCCAGACCCUAAACCUCCUCUUGGGUUCUUAACUAGAAGAUAUGAAGUAAACAGCCUUAAGUGCACUUUGGAACUCUGGUGUCUGUACCCCAUACUUGUACAAGUUCUGAGGCUGAACACUUAGUGGUACUCCGGAAACAAAAGCAUGGUAUGACUGUCUUUGGGAAGAAUCAGCUCUUGUGACCUUCUCUGAAUGUGUAUUUCUCUAACUAUUAAAACAUAAUCUUUUUUGCAUGUGGUUGUAGCAAGCAGAUGUUUUUCAGGAGCAGUCCUAAUGAGUAAGUGGUUUUUGGGGUGAUUCUUCACAUUGCUCUCAAACUGUCUUAAUUUUUGCCCAGACUCACUACUAAGUAGUUCGUACUGGGAAUGCAUUGAAGCUUGGAAAAAUUGACAUAGUUUAUUUGAAAUGCCAUCUUUCUACAAACUGUUUGCAGAAGAACCAAAAUGAGACUGUAUGCUGAUGGUGAGCCCUGAGCUGCUUGUUUGCUGUGCACAUGAAUGAGCUCCAUUGUGUCCUAGCCUUGACUGACACACAAUGGGAGCCCUGUAGGGAGUCUUCUGGAGUAAUUUAACCUUGUGUAUUGAAAUGACAGGGAAUUGCUUGGAAAUGGCAAUGAGAAGCCUUUUCUAUGACCUCUUACUUCAGCUCCGGGUGGAGAACUACAUGCUACUGUUAUUUCCCAGUAUUUUUGAGAUAGCAUGAAAUAGCUUGCAAUAGAAACAAGAUUAAAAGGUGAUGGGGGGGACUCUCAUUAUGUGAUUGGUACAAGUUUGCUCAGUGUGUUUAUCAGGGGGCAGUGCUCUGGAGAGGGGAAUGUGCCUCCACAGAGCAAUUAGAAUCCUAAGUCUCAAUAUGUAGGAGGAUUUUCAAUCUACUCUUGUUGAAUCUUUAACUCUUGAGUGUGGAGAAGCUACCUGGCACUCUAAAUGUGUGGUUUAACUUCCUGCUAAACUAUGUUUUGUGAAUCGAUGUUGGGAAUCUUUUUCUUGAAGUACUGUUUGCUUCACACUUUAAUUUAGUACUUAGCAUUUGGUUUGAGGUUUUAUUUCAUUGGGAUUAUCAGCUUGAGAAACAUGCAUUUCAGAUCUCCCUUGGUAUAUAUUCAGGCACUGAUCUGAUGAUCCUGGCAACCAAAAGAAAAGAAAGAAGAUGGCUUAAUUGCAUUUCAUACCUAUUACCCUUACUUACCACUAGGUAAAGUACACAGCUUUUAGCUGUAAAUAAAUGGGGGGAAAAUGCAAAAGUAACUUCAUGCAAAUAAAAGCAAUUUUCCUCUAUUUCUGUGCAAAAGGAAUUCAAACACUAGACAGUUUUGGGUCCUUUGGGCUGGAUGUUUGCACUUCCUUUCUCUGGAGAGCUUCACAAGUGGAGGGAACAUUAUGAAAUGUCAUUGGCAAAAGGAGAUUUGGCUGUGCUUGUGUUGAUGUGCUAUUGUUAUCUGGCACCCCUCAGAGAAAAUGGGACUUGCCAGGCACAGGUACAGCCAGUUCCCCUUCCCAUAAGGUGGAGCAGAAAUGUGUUGAGAUGAAAAAGCUGCCAUUUUGCUGCUUAAUUUGUUCUUUCUAAAUGGUAAAUUUAUUUUUCCUUAAAUAAGCACAAAGUGCAAUAACCAAAUGCCACAGUGAUUUGUGCUGAUUCUUCAACAUGUAAAACUGACGCUGAAAAGAGUUUAAAGAGAUCUCUACCUAUAUCACUAAGGUGAAUGGUGUAUCUUCAGGGCAAACAGAUUUUGUGCUGGUUUGAGUGAUUUUGGGGUAUUUUGGGUAUUUUACUGGCAAUGUGUCUUAAAUCUUAGGCAUUUCUGAACUGAGCUGUAAAAUGUGCUAGCUGCCAUCACAGUAAGUCUGUUCCUGGAAAGAAAAGGAUGGUGAUAAUACUGUAAAGAUCAGAAUUCCUAGAGGAAAAAAGUGAUCUUCUUCCCAUCUUGUUAGUGCUUUGAAUGAUAAGAAAUACGUGUACUAAAUGGAUGAUACUGAAUUAUUUUUUAAUUAGUAAUGGUUUAUAAACUGACUUCUAAACCCAAAGUUUGGGUAGAUUCAGUUCCAGUUUAUGGUGGCACGGCUCUUGGCAAUGCUGGAGUUGGAUUUGCAUUUGUCAGCAGUGAAGGUGACCCACUGUUUUGAGGAAUCCUGUGUUUAAUGGGGUAGAACAUCCAUGUUUCACCUAUCAUAUAUAUAUAUUUAACUCUUACAGCUAGACUUGAGCUUCAGUGAGAACUGCUUCAAAUUAAGUGGAAAUAGUCUUAAAUGUGGAUAGAUUAUUGCAGUGUUAAUCUGUGUCAUACAGGAGUCACUUAGAGACUAAGUGAGUAGCAUAGACUAAAACCAGAAAAUUAACAGGAUCAGUCAUAACUUAGAUUGCACUAUGGGGCAUAAACACCCAGUAAAUAAGCAAGUUGGUCUACUUAUAAACUAGGACUGGAGUGAACUAGAAAAUGCGGGGUUUAGAAUGCAUUUCGCUUUAAUAAAGAUCUUGAAAUCUAGUGUGUUAGAAAUGAAAGGAUACACAGUAUAGACAACAUAAUUUGUCUGAACACUGAUGGAACUUUUUCCUCAUUUCUUUUUUAAGAAGCUUUUAUUUAAAUGGGGUCCUUUGUCCAUUAUAUCAAAACUGUUUUGCUGUCUGGGGCAGCAUUAUGUUCUUUGACAAGGGCUGAUUGCAGCUUUAUAGCUGAGAGCAGCUUAUUAAAAGGCAUUAUUAGACAGUCUAAAAUUACUGAAAACAAAACAGUCCCUGGGGACUGUAGCUGCCUUCUUUUCCUUUCUGCUCAUUACUGGUGCUAAGUAACUCUUCUCUCCCCACACCCCCCAGCUUGCUUGUGGCAUUAGUAUGUAAAUGAAAUCUCUCAGAUCAUCAGAAUCUCUCCCACAGAUCACAGUAAGUUUACAGUACAAUGAUAUGGAAAUCUUUUCCCUUGUAGUCUGAGAGGCGUACAUUUCCAGGAGAAACUCUUUUUAUUGAUUUGCUAAUAUUUCAGGAUUUUUGCAUUUUCUGUACUGCAGGCGGUUGUAAAAUUCCUAUUAAAUACAUCUUUGACUGAA
This is a messenger RNA of Neopsephotus bourkii (Bourke's parrot), 3915 nucleotides long. RefSeq names its product leucine zipper and CTNNBIP1 domain containing (gene LZIC). Bases 191 to 763 code for a protein of 190 amino acids. Gene Ontology annotation, biological process: negative regulation of Wnt signaling pathway. NCBI's taxonomy places the organism in Eukaryota, Metazoa, Chordata, Aves, Psittaciformes, Psittacidae. Gene Ontology annotation, cellular component: cytosol; nucleus; beta-catenin destruction complex. Gene Ontology annotation, molecular function: beta-catenin binding. The record is from RefSeq and is a predicted model, not a curated record. The transcript has 8 exons.